Molecule: messenger RNA, 1243 nt
Organism: Neofelis nebulosa (Clouded leopard)
Lineage: Eukaryota; Metazoa; Chordata; Mammalia; Carnivora; Felidae
Product: putative olfactory receptor 2B8
Exons: 1
Coding region: 1-939 (312 amino acids)
Biological process (GO): G protein-coupled receptor signaling pathway
Cellular component (GO): membrane
Molecular function (GO): olfactory receptor activity; G protein-coupled receptor activity
Source: RefSeq, a predicted model, not a curated record
AUGGACCCGAAAAAUGGAAGUUCUUUCACUGGCUUUAUCCUGCUGGGUUUCUCUGACCGGCCUCAGCUGGAGCGAGUCCUCUUUGUGGUUCUUCUGAUCUUCUAUCUGCUCACCCUCCUGGGAAACACGAGCAUCAUUGCGUUGUCCCGCCUGGACCCACACCUGCAGACUCCCAUGUACUUUUUCCUGUCCAACCUAAGCUUUCUGGACCUGUGUUACACGACCAGCACUGUUCCUCAGCUGCUGGUUCAUCUCAGGGGAGCAGACAAGUCUAUCUCCUUUGCUGCCUGUGUAGCUCAGCUGUUUGUCUCUCUAGGUUUGGGAUGCACAGAAUGCAUUCUGUUAGGGGUGAUGGCAUUUGACCGCUACGCAGCCGUCUGCAGGCCCCUGCACUACACAGUGAUCAUGCACCCCCGUCUCUGUGCCCUGAUGGGUUCUGCGUCGUGGUUCAUUGGUUUUGCCAACUCCUCAUUGCAGACGGUGCUCACCUUCCUUGUACCACUUUGUGGGAGAAAUAAGAUAGACCACUUCCUUUGUGAGGUUCCCCCACUGCUCAAGCUUGCCUGUGUUGACACCACUGUGAAUGAGUCUGAGCUCUUCUUUGUCGGUGUGAUCAUUCUUCUCAUACCUGUGGCAUUAAUCACGUUCUCCUAUGGUCGAAUCGUCAGGGCAGUGUUAAGAAUAAAGUCAGCUGCUGGACAGAGGAAAGCCUUUGGGACAUGUGGGUCCCACCUCACGGUGGUUUCCCUUUUCUACGGCACGGCGAUCUAUGCUUACCUGCAGCCCAGCAACAACUACUCCCAGGAUCAGGGCAAGUUCAUUUCUCUCUUCUACACCAUCGUCACCCCCAUGGUCAACCCCUUCAUAUAUACCCUGCGGAACAAGGAUGUGACGGGAGCAAUGAGGAAGGUGUUCUGUGGGGGCUAUGACUCCAAAUGACUGGGGGGCAAGACCCUCUGAUGGAAGAAUUUGAGUUCAGAGUCUUUAUGCUUUUGUGUCCUGCACGUGUCAUCCAACAUUUUUUCUGACAACUCUCAAAGGGAUUUUCUUAUCUCCUUCUUUCGUGCAAGUGAGUGUUCAAUCUCUGAGUUCAUGGAUUCAUUGCAGCCUCCAGAGAUUCUGAUUUAGAGCAUCUGCAUCAUAUUAUUAUUUCAAAACCUCCACAAGAUUUUGUUAUUUCACUCCCUUUUGGGAGCACUAUUUCUUUCUUAAUUGCAAACAGACAUCUACACAUAUAUAAUAA